This is a messenger RNA of Brugia malayi, 315 nucleotides long. RefSeq lists its product as uncharacterized. The transcript has 3 exons. The coding region runs from base 1 to 315 and encodes 104 amino acids. Lineage: Eukaryota; Metazoa; Nematoda; Chromadorea; Rhabditida; Onchocercidae. The record is from RefSeq and is a predicted model, not a curated record.
AUGUCAAUGUGGUUGGGAGAGCCAGGUGUGGAGAAAGAAUUCGAGCAAUUGCCGCGUAAAGAGGGCCGGCAGGGACAGCCGCGAGAACGGUUGCAAACGAAUCGACGAAUCUUUUCGAAAUACUUUUUCAAAAUUGUCCUUGAACGUGUAUGCGGAUCACUUCUCGUCAUUGGCCUCUUUGUCCAGCUUCGCUGUCAUCUAGUUACUGCGGUUGGACUUUUCUCUCUCUCUCUCUCUCUCUCUCUCUCUCUCUCUGUUUUUCUCCUUCUCCCUCUCUCUCUCUCUAUUCAAUAUACUGUCAUUUCAUUUUUCUAA